This is a messenger RNA of Adineta ricciae, 3705 nucleotides long. The record is from the annotation of a GenBank genome assembly. Lineage: Eukaryota; Metazoa; Rotifera; Eurotatoria; Adinetida; Adinetidae.
AUGGAAGUCGCAAACAAAGAACAGAUUAUCAGUGAGGUACUACAAAAAGCGCAGAAAGAAAGUGGUGUUGCUCUUCGAGAAAAAUUGCGCAAAUUAUUAGUCGAACGGCAGAUUCCAUUCAUACCAGCAACAACUGAAGUUGAAUCACUUCGUUCGUUAGGUUAUGGAGUGUUCGGCAUCGUCGAAUUGAUACGGUAUCAGAAGAAAUUAUAUGCACAUAAACGAGCACGACAGACAACCCGUGAACAACGAAAUAGUAUUCUCGAUGAAGGAAUUAAACUAACGGACAUAGCGGAAUAUCAUCGAAAUAUUCAACAUUUGAAUUUCAUUAAUCUACGAACAUUUGGCAUUGUGAUUGAUUAUUGCAGCAAUGGAUCAUUGGAUGUUUUUGUUCGCGAAAAACAUUCUAAUUACACGUUAGUUGAUGCGCUGAAUUGGGGCUACCAACUAGCAGAUGCAUUGAGCUUCUUGCAUUCAAAAAAGAUUAUUCAUCGCGAUGUUAAAAUGCAAAAUAUUCUCUUGAAAGAUAACUAUCAAACACUUGUCCUUACAGACUAUGGUACCGCUACCCAACUGGGAAAAAGUUGGAUGACAGAUAAUGUUGGAACACCAAUAACGAUGGCACCUGAAGUAUUUGCUUAUAAUCAAUAUGCUGAGCAAUGUGAUACUUAUUCGUGGGCAAUUGUUUUCUGGCAAUUGUUAUCCAAACAAUUAUUACCAUAUGGCAACCAAGGCAAAGCGUUUCUCAUAUCCAUUGUUCAAGAGAAACUUCGCCCACCGAAACUAAAUCAUUGUCCCGAAUUGUUCAUCGCUCUGUUGUAUCGCGCAUGGCAUUCGGAUCCGAAUGAACGUCCAACAUUAUUACUUAUAAAGAAGAUCCUUUGGUUGAUACUGAAUACACUACCGAAAAAGAAAGAAGAAUAUUCAGAAGAAACUAUAAGUGAACUUCAUAAUCAAUGGAUAAACGAGUAUAAUCUUUCGGAAAGAUAUCUUCCAAGUGAACCGCGUGUAACGAAUGAACAGUCAAUGAAUCUUUAUCAGGAGCAUCUGACAAUUGUGGAGCGAAUUUUAGCAAUUGAAAAGGAUAUUCGAGAAUGUACUUCGAUUGAUACUCGUUAUGGGAGAUUUCGUGAAGCAAUUGUAUAUAGGUUUUCUAUCUUCUCACAACAACGAAAUGUUCUACUAACUGUUCUGAAGUUUUUAUACAAAGAUUUUACAUUUUUCAAUCAAAUAAAUUUGUAUAUUGGCCUAAUUUUGACUCGUAUUUUCAUAUCGAUUGAGUCAUUCCCCUACAUUCAUCAAUACAUUAUACAGAAAAUUCAAUCUAAUGGCUAUGAUUUGAAAAUGAAUAGUAAGCCAAUAAUCAAUUUUUUAACCAUACUUGCCGAGGAAAAAAUACAAAAUGCACCUCAAAUCGUACGCGCUAUAGAGGAUCGUAUACUUGAAGCGAAAGGUGAUUGUAUUCUCCCCGUACUCUACGUACUUGAUUCAAUAGUAAAAAACCUACGUUCAAAAGCGUAUAUAGCAUUAUUUGAACAUAAACUACCUGUUGUAUUCGCCAGUGCUUUCAAUAAGGUUGAUGAACGCGUACGGUUGUCGAUGUUUAAACUUCGUCAAACAUGGCCACCAUACUUUUCAAAUGCGGUCUUGCAUAACCUCGAUACGAGAACACAUUACAUCGAUCCGGCAUGGCCAAUUACAGCUCGAGUACCCGACGCAACUCCGUCCACACCUACCAUUCAUAUCAAUCCAGAUUUUAUUCAACGAAGUCCAACAGCAGCUGCUAAUCAACCGAAAUUACCUGCAAGGUCAGAUGAUCAUGCACGUACUGGAAAUCAAACAGUUGGUAAAAGUUCAGAAUCGACAUCCAGAGACGACAGCUAUCAUAUGAUACCAAUUGAUCGAAAGGAGGUCGAUUCAAUCUUGCCCAAAGAUACAAAUGGUGAACAGCAAUCAAAAACGAAAAAAGAAGGAAAUAGUGUAACAAACAAUAGUAAGGAAAGUUCAACAGCAGAUAAAACGAAAUCUACUGCGGAUGAUAUCAAUACAAAGGAUGCUCAAGUUGAUGAUGAAAUGCUGUUUGGUGGUUCGGAUAUCGAUUAUCGCGAUACGGAUUUAACGGCACAACAGAAAGCAACGAGCAAUGCUGAUAUUGAUCGUUUAUUUGAAUUGAAUUCGGAGUGCUUUCUGUUGGCUGAACAAAAAUUCAAAUCGAAAGAACUCUCUUCCGAGGAAUAUCAAGCAACACUGAAAGUGCUUCAAACUUUCCUUCAAAGCGAAGUUCAACGACUGACUGCACCAUCGACUACAACUCCAUCUGUGAUUAAUAACAAUAAUCAAGUGCCGACAACGGUAGCAUCUAACAGUAUAUUUCCACAAACAUCUCUUCAAUUUCCUUCGACGGCCACCACAGCUACAGCAACGCCAGCAUUGUCAACAUUUCCAUUCUCUGGCUUCGCGAACGAUACUCAACGUCAUGCAAUGCAAAUUCUAGCUGCAGUUAGCGCGUCGUCAUCAUUAGCUGCACCUUAUAAUAUAUUAUCAUAUAUUCCACCCUUACCACCAGCUCCACCUCCGUUUCCUCUUCUUCCAAAUACAUUUCCCUCGUCGACAACAUCCGAACGACUUAGCCCAUCCACAAAACGUCCACACGACGAACCGUCGAGUGAUGAUCUUAAUGAUGAUUCAAAACGAGCACGUUACGAUCGAUCUUCUACUCAUAACACUCGAUCACGAAAUUUCGAUGAAGAAAACAUCGCACCUGUACCAUCACUGAUCGAUGCAAACAUCAAUACAUUGAAAAAAAAAUACUUGGGUGUAAUUCAGCAAUUGUACAUUGGCAAAUAUCAAUGUGCUCUUUGCGGUCUUCGUUUUUCUUCCAAACAAAAACAUCUUUAUAAUCAUCAUCUCGAUUGGCACUUCUUUCAAAAUCGGCAAGCAACAGAUUCUCAAGCAGUAUUAGAAAUCUGUAGAGAUUGGUAUCCAUCUUUACAAGAAUGGACAGUACAUGAGGAAAAUCUGGACGAACAAAUACGAAAAAAUCAUCAGAUGUCAUCGAAGAAUCGAAAUAAAAAAGAGUUUGGCGAAAAAUCGGCUCUAUUGAUCGAAGCGGUCAUUUGCACAGCAAAAACCAAUGGUGAUAUGGACGAUGAUCGGUGUUACGUAUGCCAUGAUCCAUUUGACAAUUACUUUGAUGAUAAUCUGGAAGAAUGGUGUCUGAAAGAUGCGAUAAGAGUCGAUGAUAAAACUUAUCAUUCCAUCUGCUAUCAAGAUUUACAAUCUCAUGAUCUUCAUGAGAAACCAUCGACUAUGGACUCUUUGACAUUACCAGAAUCGUUAAUCGACGAAACUAGUAAUCAAUCGUCGGAUUCUCAACUGGUCGAUAAUGCCAUGGCUAUUGUGAAUAUCAAAUCUGAAAGUGAAGAUACAUUCGACAGAGACUCUUCGUCAUUGCCAGAGGAAUCAACAAAACCAACGUACACAUCAUCAAUGUCAUUUGUGAAUCUUGUUGAGACAAUAUUUGUUAAAAAAGAAGAUCUUAAACCAAUUGAAAAUCUGGAAUCUGUCAGCAAGAACGUCAAAGAAGAACUUCUGGAUCCAGGAACAAUAUCAGAAGAAAUACCAUUUCUAUCCAUCAAACCUGAAAACGAUUGUGAAUUCUUGAUUGAUAGAACAACCGAUAAAAUCGAACCUUUAUCGGAAUGA